Ricinus communis (castor bean) is the source of this 2465-nucleotide messenger RNA. Its product is annotated as plant intracellular Ras-group-related LRR protein 4. NCBI's taxonomy places the organism in Eukaryota, Viridiplantae, Streptophyta, Magnoliopsida, Malpighiales, Euphorbiaceae. The transcript is spliced from 5 exons. The record is from RefSeq and is a predicted model, not a curated record. Gene Ontology annotation, molecular function: protein binding. Bases 343 to 2088 code for a protein of 581 amino acids.
UAGAUAGAUGAUAACCGAUCAGUCUUAAUAAUCGAGUUCACGGUUUUCUUUGUUCUUUUUAUUUUCUCCAUCAAAGUAAAUAAAUAAAUAAAUAAAUAUCAGAAUCCGCCAAAGCAGAAGCAGAAGCAGAAGUUGAAGAAGAAGAAGAAGAAGAAGAAGCAGAAACGAUAAGAGAGAAAAAAGAAAGAAAAAACAGAGUGAGAUAAUAAUAAUAGACUCAAAACUAUCUUUCCGUUCUCUUCUCGUUUCUCUUUCGCUUAACAUUACUGUUUCUAACUCAUUCAAGUUCAACUUCCAAACAAGGCCAUAACCAGAGGACACAAAAGAAGAAAGAAGGAAGAAAUGGAGGCGACGGCGGCUACGACGUCGUUUCGUAAAAUACGAUCUAUUGAUGAGGCAGUGGAAGAGAUCAUGAGAAUUCACAGAUCGUUGCCGGAAAGGCCAGGAAUUGAGGAGGUCGAAGCAGCAAAGGCAUUAAUUCAGAAUGUAGACAAAGAGGACCAAGGCAGAAUUGAAGCUAUUUCGAGGCAGACUAAGAGUCCUGAUGUUCCUGGAGAGCUAUUUGUUAUAUUGUUAGAGAUGCAAAAGAAUUUAGUUUAUUUUCAAGGCAAAGAACAGAAAAGAGAUGCUUUGAAAUUGCUUGAUCUUGAAAACGUUCACUCUCUGUUUGAUGAUUUUAUUCAAAGAGCUUCUAAAUGCUUGCCUCUUUCUUCUUCUUCUUCUUCAUCUUCAUCUUCUACUACUACUGCUGCUGCUGCUGCUUCGGCGUUGUCUUCAUCAUUUACUUAUGCUAAUGGUUCUGCUUCUACAGUUUCCACUUCUAAGCCUCCUGCAUCGACUUCUACUAAUAAAUCUUCUUCAAAUUUGAACUAUAGUGAGCAAAACUCUUCACGGACAGAAUUGUUUACUAGAGAUGAUAGUUAUGUAAAGAAGGUUAGGUCUUCCUUUUAUUCUGAUGGAAUUGGAGCUGCCGUUUCGUCUAUGCCUAGGAUUGUGGAUUCCACUCUCAAAACUGCUACUACUACUUCAGGUCAAGAUGGUGACAAGUUGAGUCUAAUAAAACUUGCUAGUUUAAUUGAAGUCUCUAAGAAGAAAGGCACUAAAGAUCUCAACCUCCAAAACAAGUUGAUGGAUCAGAUUGAAUGGCUACCUGACUCAAUUGGCAAGUUGUCAAACUUGGUUUCUCUCGACUUAUCUGAGAACAGGAUUGUGGCCUUGCCGGCCACCAUUGGAGGCCUUUCGUCCUUGACAAAGUUGGAUUUGCAUUCUAAUAAAAUUGCUGAACUCCCUGAAUCUAUUGGAGAUCUUCUUAGUCUUGUCUUUUUGGACUUGAGGGCUAACCACAUAUCUUCUCUGCCUGCUACAUUUAGCAGACUGGUACGCCUUCAGGAGCUUGAUUUGAGCUCAAAUCACCUCUCCUCUCUCCCUGAAUCUAUUGGUUCACUCAUUAGCUUGAAGAUUUUAAAUGUGGAGACUAAUGACAUUGAAGAAAUUCCACAUAGUAUUGGUCGGUGUUCUUCACUAAAAGAGCUUCAUGCAGACUAUAACAGGCUUAAGGCGCUCCCAGAAGCUGUAGGAAAGAUAGAAACCCUAGAGGUUCUUUCUGUGCGUUACAACAACAUCAAACAGCUACCUACAACUAUGUCGUCUCUAUUAAACCUGAAAGAGCUCAAUGUGAGUUUCAACGAGCUUGAGUCGGUGCCUGAGAGUUUGUGUUUUGCUACCUCACUUGUCAAGAUUAAUAUUGGGAACAAUUUUGCUGAUCUGCAAUAUCUACCGAGGUCUAUUGGGAACCUUGAGAAUCUUGAGGAGCUCGACAUUAGCAAUAACCAGAUACGGGCCCUUCCAGACUCUUUCAGGAUGCUAACAAAACUACGCGUCCUACGUGUAGAACAAAAUCCUUUGGAAGUGCCACCACGACAUAUAGCUGAAAAGGGUGCUCAGGCUGUUGUUCAAUACAUGGCUGAGCUUUUUGAGAAGAAGGAUGUGAAGACACCCAUAAAGCAAAAAAAAAGUUGGGCUCAAAUAUGCUUUUUUUCAAAGUCUAACAAAAGGAAGCGCAGUGGGAUGGACUAUGUGAAAGCUUGAAUUUCAGCAAUUAUAACACAUUAUAUGACAAGGCCGUUCGUUAUGUUGGGGUAUUUAGCAGCUUAUAAAGCAGAUGGCUCAGUGCAACAAAGAAAAUUCAACGCUUGAAUCAUUGGACUCGGUUUGUAAAACAUGGCUCUUACACUUGCUCCUCAAAUUGUAGAUUUACCUUCUUUUUUUUUUCCUCCUCUUUUCUUCUUAUAUAAUUGGUUUCAAUUUACUUCAUUUGUAUCUGUUGUUCUUGAACUGUAAUGAGAUGUAUAAUUUAGUCGGCAGAUAGGAAGGGAAGAAUAUAUAGUGUUCUCCAUGUCCAUCAUUGUUGUAUGAACUUUGACUUUACUCCCGUUACCACUUCAUCAGAAUCUUUUUUUUGAACA